Messenger RNA from Musca vetustissima, 1389 nucleotides. RefSeq names its product tigger transposable element-derived protein 1-like. The transcript has a single exon. Bases 1 to 1389 code for a protein of 462 amino acids. The record is from RefSeq and is a predicted model, not a curated record. Lineage: Eukaryota; Metazoa; Arthropoda; Insecta; Diptera; Muscidae. Gene Ontology annotation, molecular function: DNA binding. Gene Ontology annotation, cellular component: nucleus.
AUGUCAGAUAUAAAACUAAAACGGAAGGCAAUUUCUUUGGAAACCAAGAUUAAAAUUUUAGAUCGCCUUCGAAAUGGAGACGGCUCAACUGCUCUUGGUAAAACGUUUGGUUUAACUGAAGCCACAAUAAGAACUAUAAAGAAAAAUGAAAUUGCAAUUAGGCAAUCGGUGAUUUCUGAAACGUACCUAUCUGUUAAGUCUUCAUCAUACACUAGAGAUGCUGUUAAAGAAAAAAUGGAAAAAACACUCAUAAUAUGGCUGGAGGAAAAUGCUCAAAAAAGAAUUCCCGUAGACGGAAACAAUAUCAAACAGCAAGCAUUAAGGUUCUCUAAAUCGCAGAAAAGUGCUGGGGGUUUUAAAGUUGAAAAAGAUCGAGUCACAUUUUUAUUGUGCAGUAACGCUUCUGGAGAUCGGAUUUUAAAGCCCCUGCUUAUCAAUCGUGCAUUAAAGCCUCGAGCAAUGAAAGGUGUCGAUUUUGAUAAAUUGCCGGUUAUUUGGAUGGCCAAUAAAAAAGCAUGGGUGACGACUACAGUUUUCACAGACUGGUUCAUUAAAUAUUUUGUGCCAGAAACUAGAAAAUAUUUGAAUGAAAAGGGCUUACAAUUUAAAGUUCUUCUUCUGUUGGUAGACAAUGCACCCGGGCAUCCUCCGUUGGAACACGAAAAUGUACAAGUUUUGUUCCUGCCACCAAAUACCACAUCCCUAAUCCAACCACUGGACCAAGGAAUCAUCGCAACAUUCAAAACUUAUUAUAUCAAACGAACAUUCCAGUACAUUUUGGACACUUUGGAUAGGGAUAAAACUCUAACAGUAAUUGAUGCCUGGAAAAAGUUUUCUAUCAAAGAUUGCGUUACACAUGCUGCUUUAGCAUUGUCAGAUUUACGACCAUCAACCUUAAACGGAUGUUGGAGAGCAAUUUGGCCAGAAUGUGUAAAAAGUAAAAAUCCUGUGGAGAAAAAUACAAACGAAUAUCCCAAUAUAAUUGCUUUAGCACACGCAGUUGGUGGGGAGGGUUUUGAUGACUUGGUAUUUGAUGACAUUGAGGAACUGAUGAUUGAUAAAGUUCUUAGCGAAGACGAAAUAUUACAUUUUGCCUCACAGAAUGCUGAUGUUAUAGAAAGCAGUGAUAGUGAAGAACCUGAAAAAUUAACUGAAAAUUUAAUUCAAGAAGGGCUUCAACUUGCAAAAAAAUUAGGACACCAUUUCGUCAAAAAUGAUCCCAAUGUCGAAAGAGCUGCACAAUUCCAACGUGAGCUGAAUUCUUGUAUGGCUCGUUACAAGGAAUUAUACAAAGAGGUAGCAAGAAUUGGCGAACAACGGCUCAUAACAGAGUUCAUUUUUCAAAAUGUAGAUGCCGAACGAGCAAGAGAAAGUCCGGUUCAAAAUUAG